AUGAGUAUACGGAUAAAUGCAACGGUCAACGAGGCCCGGGCUGCUGCGGGGCACAACAGGGAACAAUGGGACCGAUUCUAUUUUAUAACCAAGGACGAAGCGAAGCGGCUCGCCGAGGCACACGAGGAGUGGGCAAGGUGGAUCCUGAUACCCGCAAAUGAGAAGGAGCAGAUGCUGGAAAGGAUCAACUGUCGAUUGCAGGCCGAAGGCAUACCGCCAGUUGAAAUGAUCAUCCUGAAGUGGCGGGUCUCGCAGCUGUUGAGAGACAUCCAGCGCAAGUACACCGAAGGCAGUAUGACGAAAGGAAUGCAAGGCUCGCUGUCCGGGUCGGCGAUGCAGGUGCAGACACGGUCGGCGGACAGCAGCACGCAGCCAUCGUCAAGCCCCCAGCGCUCGGAAUAUUCGCCAAGCGAGACCCGCCCGUACGACCCGAUCCGGGAUGUGUAA
Molecule: messenger RNA, 447 nt
Organism: Ascochyta rabiei
Lineage: Eukaryota; Fungi; Ascomycota; Dothideomycetes; Pleosporales; Didymellaceae
Exons: 3
Coding region: 1-447 (148 amino acids)
Source: RefSeq, a predicted model, not a curated record